Messenger RNA from Marasmius oreades (fairy-ring Marasmius), 842 nucleotides. RefSeq lists its product as uncharacterized. The coding region runs from base 37 to 561 and encodes 174 amino acids. NCBI's taxonomy places the organism in Eukaryota, Fungi, Basidiomycota, Agaricomycetes, Agaricales, Marasmiaceae. The transcript is spliced from 3 exons. The record is from RefSeq and is a predicted model, not a curated record.
AAACAACUCUUGCUUUCUCCCCAUUAGAACGACACUAUGUCUCUCGAAUCGCUCAAAACAGAACACAUCGGUUUCCUAUUAACAUUCGAAAGCUUCGAUCCCGGUUGCGUUGCUUCUAGCGUCCUUUGGUCGUGCCCUUCAACGUUAAAUAUGUCUCACAACGAGAUAUCUGAGGACGAUCUCGUCGAAGUGAACUUCACAGAACGACGUAGAUAUGGACCUCACCGUCGUCGCCAACUUCCUACGGCUCACGAAGAAUCGGACCUACUGCGCUCGCUUGGGAUUCUGAGCUUACACGAAGAGAAAACGUCCAAGGCGAGGUUUUACGCAAAGAAGGAUAUGAGAAUGUUGGUGAAGUGCGAGAGGUCUCAUCCUUACAAUGGCUAUUCGCCACCUCCCUCACCUUCAAGGAGUAACAUGAGGCACAACGAAGCUCGUAUAUUACCUCCAUCUCCACGGAAGCCUGUCGGUUGCUACCAUUCAGUACCACUGACACCCAAGCGUGGCGUCUGCAAUGCUCGCGAGAACGCAAACACACUCUCACAGAUCGCCAUCAGGUGACAUCCAGGUGACGCCCACAACUGGUCACCGCCCCCCGAGCUCUGCCUACCCAUGAACACACCUCGGCGAUCCACAGAAUACAUUCCCCAAUCGCAGUUCAGACUCAUUAUCGGGCCAUCUACUUCUCUGCUUCCAGCUUUGCAACCCGUUGUAUAUCAGUACCAUAUCGCUGUCUCCCUUUCGUACGUUAUCCGUGUAGAAUUAUACCUGUAAGUACCUUGGCUAUCCCUGUAGAUCUUUUGAUACGAUCUACUCUGGGUUUUCAAUGCACAUGUUUCAUA